Molecule: messenger RNA, 1590 nt
Organism: Eremothecium cymbalariae DBVPG#7215
Lineage: Eukaryota; Fungi; Ascomycota; Saccharomycetes; Saccharomycetales; Saccharomycetaceae
Gene: ALO1
Product: D-arabinono-1,4-lactone oxidase
Exons: 1
Coding region: 1-1590 (529 amino acids)
Cellular component (GO): membrane; mitochondrion
Molecular function (GO): D-arabinono-1,4-lactone oxidase activity; FAD binding
Source: RefSeq, a predicted model, not a curated record
AUGUCAGGGACUUCUGCUAUUGUUCGCAGUGGUAAUAAAAACUAUGUGUUUAGAAAUUGGGCAGGCAUCUAUUCGGCAAAACCUCAAUUAUACUUUCAGCCACACUCGGUAGAAGAGGUUAGAGAGAUUAUAAAGGCAGCUAUAGAUGAGAAGAAGAGUAUUGUAACGGUAGGGUCAGGGCACUCGCCCAGUGAUAUGUGUGUGACAAAUGAGUGGUUGAUGAAUUUGGACAAUAUGCAAAACGUGAUUAAGUUUAAGGAAUAUGCCGAUCAGAAUUAUGCCGACGUGACCGUGGAGGCGGGGAUCCGCGUGUAUCAGUUAAAUGAAUAUCUUGCGCAGAAGGGAUAUGGACUUCAGAAUCUCGGGUCGAUUUCGGAACAAAGUAUUGGUGGUAUAAUAUCUACUGGCACCCAUGGUUCAUCACCAUUCCAUGGGUUAGUUUCUUCACAAUAUGUGAACUUAACGAUUGUCAAUGGUUUGGGUGAAGUAUUGUUUCUAGAUUCUGAGAAGGAUCCUGAGAUUUUCAGGGCUGCUCUUCUUUCUGUGGGCAAAAUUGGGAUAAUUGUUGGUGCCACCAUUAGAGUGAUUCCUGAAUUCCGCAUUAAAUCUACCCAAGAAGUGAUUAACUUUGAGACAUUGUUGGAAAAUUGGGAUACUAUUUGGACCUCGAGUGAGUUUAUAAGAUGCUGGUGGUUUCCUUAUGUUAGGAAGUGUGUUCUUUGGAGGGGUGAGAAGACCGAUGAACCGCUAAAGCAGCCUAGAACCUCUUGGUGGGGUACUAAGUUUGGCCGCUUUUUGUAUGAAUUACUGCUAUGGGUUGCUGUCAAUGUUUACCCUGCGUUCACCCCAUAUGUUGAAAAGUUUGUUUUCCACCACCAAUAUGGCAAGGUGGAGACUUUGGGAGCUGGAGAUGUCUUCGUACAGACUUCGGUUGAAGGUAUAAAUAUGGAUUGUUUGUUUUCGCAGUUUGUGGAUGAAUGGGCAUGCCCAUUAGACAACGGACCGGAGGUGUUACGCUCUUUGGAUCAUUCCAUAUCUCAAGCUGCUCAGAAUAAAGAGUUUUAUGUUCACGUACCUAUAGAGGUGCGUUGUUCUAACACUACCCUGCCCAACGAACAGCUGGACUAUUCUGAUAGAACUUCCACUAGUGUGGGACCUGUGUUUGGGAAUUUGCUACGCCCUUACUUGGAUUCCACGCCAAGUCAUUUGAGGUAUGCUCCGUUAUCUGAUGUGACGAAUUCCCAACUAACUUUGUACAUCAAUGCUACAAUCUACAGGCCAUUUGGGACUAAUACACCUAUUCACAAGUGGUUCACGUUAUUUGAAGACACCCUGGGUGCUGCAGGUGGGAAACCCCAUUGGGCAAAACAAUUUUUGGGUUCUGUUUCCAUGGCUGCGGGUUCAACAAAGGAUGAAAAGGAUUAUGCGGAUUACGAGAUGAGGGGCAUGGCUACCAAGAUAAAGACCUGGUAUGGUGAUAAUUUGACGCAGUUCCAAAAGGUUAGAAGGCAACAGGAUCCACAUAAUAUCUUUGUGGCAAAUAAAGAUUGGGCUAUUAAGAAUGGUAUCGUUCCUAUUGAUGAAAUUUGA